GCACGAGUUGCGAAUUGGGAGAAAUUCAUUUCGAAAAACGUAACGAAUGGAACCCAAGAAACAGAAGAUGACUGAUGCAGACAAAGAAGAAGCACAUAAGACCACCACCUGCUCUUACUGGGUGCCACGGAAGAAGCGCCGCUGCAAGAUGACGGCUAACAAGGGUAGCUUGUUUUGCGGCGCCCAUGCCCCACCCACAGUUGCCCCAACGAUAUCAGAUGACAAAUCUGGCAAAGAUUCCUUCCAAGAACGUAUUUCCUGCCCGCUGGAUCCAAAACAUACCGUCUUCAAAAAAAAACUAGCUAAACACUUGACCAUUUGCAAUGCACGAGAUCAGGAAAGCUCACUGCCUUACAUUGUAAAAGGAGUUAAUUCAGGAGAAGAUUUGGAAGAACCACUCGAAGACCUGGAGAAACUUAACCAAAUAAAGCUACAUGAGCUGACGGAUGAAGAAUUUUACGGUGUGAUCGGCAAAGUAAAAGAUCUGUAUGACAAGCACAUUAAUUUAAGCAUAAAGGAAAUGCAGUUAGAGCAUGAAUCCCUCAAGGAAGAAUUGAAUCGCAAGGAUUACGGACAAGAAACUCUACGCCAGCUUGCCCAAGCCUCCAGCUUGCUGGGAAUCUUGGAGAAAGACCAACAGUUCACGGAUCACACGAGCUAUGUGGAGUUCGGUGCCGGAAAGGGACAACUAGCCUAUUACUUAGCCACCGUUUUGGAGACUCAGCAAUUAACUCACUCCCAGGUAAUCCUCAUCGACCGGAUGUCCCUUCGUCACAAAAAGGACAAUAAGGUAACCAAUAAGGAGCUGGUGCAGCGUAUCCGGGCGGAUAUCGCCGAUCUAAAGCUCAACGCUUUGCCAGAGCUGAAUAAAACUCAACGAACGGUUGCUAUUUCGAAGCAUCUCUGUGGAGCAGCAACAGAUUUAACACUGAGAUGUAUGUUAGAUGAUGGAGUUGCCGGAACGGACUACGUGCUCAUCGCCCUAUGCUGCCAUCAUCGCUGCUCCUGGCGCUCUUAUGUAGGACGAUCGUUCCUGCAACAAUCUGGGAUUGGACCUCGGGAGUUCGCUAUCCUAACUAAAAUGGUCAGUUGGGCCGUUUGUGGCACAGGCUUAAGUCGUGAGCGUCGCAAGGCUAUGGAACAGUCGGACAACCAACCCACGGAGACGAAUACCCAGCGACUAAGUCGCGAAGAGAGGGAAAAAAUUGGUCAGCAGUGCAAGCGGGUUUUAGACUACGGACGACUAGAGCACCUGCGAUCGCACGGAUACCAAGCAGAGCUAAAGUUUUACGUUACGAGGGAUGUGACUCUGGAAAACGUAGUCCUGGUUGCCAGACCAUACAUCUCGAAAAACGAAGGUCAAAAUAAAUGCAGUUAACAUUA
This is a messenger RNA of Drosophila eugracilis, 1383 nucleotides long. Its product is annotated as tRNA:m(4)X modification enzyme TRM13 homolog. The record is from RefSeq and is a predicted model, not a curated record. Bases 47 to 1378 code for a protein of 443 amino acids. Gene Ontology annotation, biological process: tRNA methylation. Lineage: Eukaryota; Metazoa; Arthropoda; Insecta; Diptera; Drosophilidae. The transcript has a single exon.